AACCUUAAUUACUCAACUUUUGUAAUUCUCCACCACCUUCCUUCCCAUCUUGUGUUCUUUCUUGCGACUUGAUCGUUCCUUCCUCGCCAAAUCCCACGAGUCACCUGCACCUGCACCUGCACCCGCACCUGCAAACUUCAUCUUGAUCUCUAUCUUCACCUCGCGUUUUCCAUCAUCGACCUCUUCCGAUUCUGUCCUCGUACCGUCGCCUGUGCUGAGGCAAAUCUCUGUCAUGGCUUCUCUCAUAGAGAUCCAGUCCGAAGACGUGUUCGAUGAGUCCAUCAGGGCGGCCUCACCCAACACCCUCUUCGUCCUAUACUUCCACACUCCAUGGGCUGCACCAUGUGCACAAAUGAACACCAUACUCUCCACCCUCGCAUCAACCUAUCCCGCCAACGCUCCCAUCAAAUUCCUCUCCAUCAACGCUGAAGAUCUUCCCGACAUUUCGGAAGCCUACGAUGUCACUGCUGUACCGUUCCUCGUUCUCCAGAGAGACAAUAAGACAUUGGAGACAGUGAGUGGCAGCGAUGCGACCAAGGUCCGCGCUGCCGUCGAGAAAUACGCUGGUGGAGGUGGUGCUUAUGCGUCCAAUGGAUUACCGCCACCCCUCCAAGCGGCGCCACAACAGCAUGCGCAUACAAAUGGAAAUGCUCCAACCACAACCAAAGAUCUCAGCUCCUACGCACCUAAGCCCAACGACCCUCUGACUACAGCACAACAAGCGUCUCAAGAAUCAAGGAAGGAGCUGAAUGAGAGGUUGGCCAAGUUGAUCAAGGCUGCUCCGGUCAUGCUCUUCAUGAAGGGAACACCUAGCGCACCUCAAUGUGGCUUCAGUAGGCAAUUGGUCAGCAUUUUGAGAGAGAAUCAAGUGAAAUAUGGAUUUUUCAACAUUCUCGCCGACGAUGAUGUCCGAGAGGGCCUCAAAGUUUUCUCCGACUGGCCUACCUUCCCUCAGCUUUAUACAAACGGUGAACUAAUUGGUGGUCUCGAUAUUGUGAGAGAGGAACUUUCUGCGGACCCGGACUUCUUCAAGCCAUAUGCCGCGCCGUCUGCAGCCACCGCAUGAGUUCUGACGGGAACGAGGAUGUGACCAAAGAUUUUUGGAGAACGUGAUGUGGCAAAUGAUACAACAUGACACUGUGAUCGAACCACUUGGGAUAGCGAAGAGACAAUGUAUUGCAGCUUCUUCUAAUGAGAAACUCUAAAUACCACCCCACGAGCUCGCAAGCAUUGCGCUGCAGACGUCGGAAUGUUAGUUUGUUAUUUAAAGGUAGUUCAUGAGAUUAGGAAACUUGAUCAACCUCAUCCUUUAGAAGGAAUGCUCUGAGACUCUGCAUAGAUUCUGACCACCCGUCAAUGUUCAAAUCUAUUGCGAUGACUUUGAG
Exophiala mesophila is the source of this 1385-nucleotide messenger RNA. Its product is annotated as Grx4 family monothiol glutaredoxin. The record is from RefSeq and is a predicted model, not a curated record. The transcript has 4 exons. Gene Ontology annotation, molecular function: 2 iron, 2 sulfur cluster binding. Bases 233 to 1066 code for a protein of 277 amino acids. NCBI's taxonomy places the organism in Eukaryota, Fungi, Ascomycota, Eurotiomycetes, Chaetothyriales, Herpotrichiellaceae.